AUGAUUAUGUUGAUGAUGAUUUGUGUGAUAUUCACUCAAGAAACAUUGAGGGAAAUCAACUUAAAUGAAAUUGUUCAAGACAACACAUUUCAAUUUGCUAAUAAGGUAUAUAGAUUGAAGGUUGCCAAUAGAGAUGAUUUGAAGCAUCAAUAACUAGCCUUAUCUCUAUUUUCACAUUAGGAGACCCUAAAAGUCUAUAUUAAUUGUGACACACACCCAACAUUCUUAGAUUAAUAUUAAUGGCAAUUCGAAUACACUUUUUAACUAAAUAUCUCAUAUUUAGAAAGAAAUUUUAGAGAGUGUUCAGAUCUUCUUUUCUAUAUAGCAAUUCUUUCAGAAUCAUCUUCCAACUACGAAUUUAUAGUUUAUCCUUUGGAUGGAAUUCAUUCUUUAGAAUACAACCUUCCUCUGAUGUAAUUAUACUUUGAUUAAAUAAAGUGGAGAAUUUUCAAGCUACAACCAACUUAUUUUCAAGAGGAGAUUACUAUAGAAAUUUAAGCAGAUACAACAUUAAAAUAUCUUAAAAAGUGUUCUAGGGAGCAAUGCUUCAUUACAUAGCUUGAUUAUAAAAAUACACAAUAUGGAAUAUUUAUCGAAAAAGAAACCUAUACAUUUAGGAACUCUGUUAAUCUAUUCGGUUAUUAUGUGCUAGGUUUAUUAAGUGAAUUUAAAUAAUUCUUUAGAAUAAUAAUAUUUAACCAACAAUCUCAUAUCAAAUUAAAAGAAGGUCAUUAUGAUUUAUUUCAAGUGGAUCAAGGAUCAUCGAUCUACUAUAUCUAUAACACAUCUGAUUUAACAAAUAUAAAAAAGAUAAAAUUUCAAUUAAGCUAAAUAACUGGUAACUGCAUACUCUACGCAAGUUCAUAAAACAAAUUUCCCAGUUAGAGGGAUUAUGAAUUUGAAGGCAAUCAUCAAAUAACAACUAACCAAACUUCAGCCCAUUUUUUGAGCGUAUAUGGAAUAUCUUUCUGUAAAUACCACAUAAAUGUAACAGUGGAAAGAAAAUAGACUAUUCAACAAACUCAAUUCAUUUAAUUAUCAAACGGAAUUUUUCAUUUGCAUUAAUAAUAAGAACUCUAUAGUUUCUUUAAAAUUUAAUUGGAAAUUUAAGCCAACUUCUCUAUUUAUCUAUCAAGUAAUAUGGGUGAUUUCAUGAUGUAUGUAAAAGCAAAAUCAUCCAAAGCUGAGAUACCAGAUAGUAAUUCAUUUGAAUGGAAGGACUCUAUACAAAUUGACAUAAAUAUAGACAAGGAUAAUUAGGCAAGUACUUAUUAUAUAGGUGUUUAACGUUUGAAUUCUGAAGGAGAAUUUGUAAUAGAGUACACAUUACAUUAAAAAAUUCAAUAUUAUGAUUUUGGUGAAAAGAUAAUUGAUUCUGUAAAUGAAAAUUAAGUUAAGUAUUAUAAAUUGCCGAUGUCGGAGAGAGACUAACUUUUCACUAAGGAUAUUUACAUAGACAACGAAAUAAAUAAUUUGAUCAUCUAUAUAUCUUUAAAUCAAACCAAUACAUAUCCAAAAGAGAACUUAAACACUUAUGUUUUUACUGAUUCAACUUUGACAAUACCUCAAUAAGAACUAAGAUGUCGUAGUUGUUAAGAUCUGAAAAAGUCCAAAUGUUUUAUAUAUAUGUCUGUUACUUCAGCGAAGGGACUCCUCUUCUACACUAUCACUUCUCAAUACCUAUAUCAUAAGAUCUAAUUGCAUGAAGGAUGUCCUUUGAUUCUAAACUUCAAAUAACAAAUGCUGUUCUAUUAUAUCUUAAGUGAAAAGGAAGUGUCAGUAUAAUGGUUCUCCUAUGGCGGUAGUCAGGCCGAGUUACUAGCUUAUUUGGGCUACCUCAAUAACUCCAUCUACUAAUAAGAAUAGUUUAGAUCUUAAUAAUAUAAUAGUAAUUCGUAUCAAACAAUCAUAAUUCCAGAGAAUAACCAAGAAUAUAUUUUGUAUAUUUAAGUUCAACCCUACGAUAAGCAUAUUGAAGAUGAUAAAUAUUCAAUUGGAGUUUAUGAAACAGUUAAGACUAUAACUCCAAUAGAUAAAAUACAAGAUAAAGUGGGAUUAGGAUAAAUAAAAUACUAUAUGUUGAAGAUAGAUUAGAACGUCAAAUCAAUAAUUAUUAAAGUUCAAGUAUUAGGAAGACAAAAUUCCAUAGUGGUGCUUUUCCAAUAAGAUAAGAAUAGUAGACCAAACAUUUUAAAUAACUCCAUAUAAAUAUAAUUAUUGAUUGAUUAAUUCUAUAUCUUUCAAGCUAAAUAAAACUAUUUUGCAUAAGAUUACUAUAUAAUAGGCAUACAGGGGGAAGAGGAUUGCGAAUUUCAAUUAAGUUAUUAAGCAGAAACCAUAGAAUUUGUACUCUUUCCGUCUGGAAUUCUCCCUCUAGACAUAUCAGAAGCAGGUCUCCCAACUAUAUAUCUCUAUAAACAACUGUCGGCAUUUAAAAUUACACUAGCAUUGUUUACUGGCAGACUCUAAAUCAGAGUUUAGCUUUUCCAUACUCGAAUACACACACUUGACUUUACAGGAUCCUUCAUUUUGGAUGAUAUUGUUUAAGAAUAUAAAUUGUAUAAAUUUGAUGCUUGUUCUUAAGAAUAAUGUUAAUAUCUAAUUAAGCUUAUUAAUUUGGACUAACUGACUUAAGGAGCUGUUUAAAUCUAACAAAAUUAAUAAGUAAAUUAGUUAUAUGAGUUAUAUGAAAAUAUACCUCAAUUUGAAGUCAUGAAAUAAAACGAGAUUGUCGAAUACAUAUUUAAAUCUUAAAAAUAAUUUUUUAUCAAGUUCAGUGAUAUUUUUGGGUAAUUUUAAGUUACUGUUAAAGAAAAUCAUAAUAAUUAUUCGGAAUAUGUAGAAAUCGUUUAAAGUAGGACAACUAUUGAAUUUAAUAAGUAUGCAGAUAAAUUUGAAACAUUUUUUAUAAAAAUUGAAUGUCUGACACCUAAAGUAAGUUUUUAAAUAUUAAUAAGCCGAAAGACUUAAAAAAUACAUACUCUUUUUUUGGGUAAGAUAUUAAAUCUAUAAUUGGGUAUGUAAGAAUAAUAUCAAUUACGCUAUUAAUCUUUAUCGACAUUAUACGAUGCAAAUUCAUCUUCAAAGUUGCUAACAUUGUAAAUUUCGACUCCCUUCUUCCCUAUUGAACAAUAUAACAUUUCAAUUAAUCAUUCAAGUGUAAACCCAAUAGUGCAAUCUGUAAUAAAAUUUAAGAGAGGAAUCUAUUAUAAAUUAUAUGAAGCAUUUGGUAAGUAUGAUCUAAAUAUUGCUCCAUAACCACACGAUUCACACCUAAGGGUACUCUUAUCAGAUGAUGAUAUCAAUAGCUUGAUGGAAGGCGUUCCAUAAUAUUAAAUCACUAAAGUAGGAUAGCCUAACUUUUACCAAAUAUUUGUCGAUAGUAAUGCUACGUUGCAAAUAGAAGUAUUCACCUGCAGAGGCACUGUUUUAAUUCAAGGAACAUAACAUUCCUCUAAUUUGAAUAAACAGAUUUUUGAAAUGCAAGUAAUGAGUAAACCAUAAUAAUAUUUCAAUGCUAACCUUUAUCUAGAAGGAGGAAUCUAUUAUUUCUUAGUUAAAUUGAUUUCGAGUUAAGUCAAAGAUGAAAAUCAGAAUCGAAUAUCCAAUUUUUAUAUUAGACACUAGAUAUUUCGUAGAAUUGACCCAAUACCUUAUACAGCCUUUGGGUUUGGGAAUGCUUCCUUGAAUUGGAAUUUUGUAUCAAAUGAAGUAAUUAUUGAGAUUCCAAACUUAAUAAAAGAUUAAUAAUUUUAAAUCUAAGAUAAAUUUACAAUCUACUUUAUUGUUUAAACAUACUAACAAGAUGAGAUGUUUUGUAUUUAUGAUUCAUACCAAAAUGGAACAACUAACGAUUAACAAUAUCUUAAAAUUGUACAAUAAUCAUCUUAAGAACAGACAACUUAGGUAAAAAUGAUUGCAGAUUCAUCUAAAAUUUAUCUAAGUAUAGUUGGCAAAGUAGAAAUAGAUUAUGGGAUUCAAUAAUAUGAACUCACAUAUCCUUUUCCUACUACUGAAUUGAUUCUAGAAGAUAGGUAAAUUUAAGAGGGAGGGAUUCAGAUAAUAUACUAUAUAAUUGCAUUGUUUAUAUUGCUUUCAAUCAUAAUUCUUAUUCUUCGAUUACUCUGUAAAAAAAAGUAUAUCUAAGAUAACAGUUAAUAAAAUGCAAAGGAUUUAAACAUAGAAAUGAAUUAUUAAACAUUUAAUAAAAAAUGA
Molecule: messenger RNA, 4215 nt
Organism: Paramecium tetraurelia
Lineage: Eukaryota; Ciliophora; Oligohymenophorea; Peniculida; Parameciidae
Exons: 4
Source: RefSeq, a predicted model, not a curated record